CCCGCGACGCGCGCUGCUCUGCUGAAAGCCCCGGCUGACCCAGGGCGCCUGCGCGGCCAAAAGUGCCUCGGUCUCCCGGCGACGCGGCGCCUACCCGCUUGCUCUUCGUAGCAGCUCCUCGCCCGGACGUGUGAGGGGCUGAUUGGCGGCCAUGCCUUGGCUGCUCUUGGCCCCCCGGCUCGGGCCCGUCGCCCGGAGUGCCCGCGGCCUCGCAGGGUGCACAUCUUGUUUACAGAGGAGGUUCUCCCUCCAGCCCAUCCCAGAGAGGAAGAUGCCCAGCCGCUACCUAGGCCAGCCCAGCCCCUUUACACACCCACACCUUCUCAGACCAGGCGAGGUGACUCCAGGACUGUCCCAAGUGGAAUAUGCCCUCCGCAGGCACCGACUGAUGGCUUUGAUCCAGAAAGAGGCCCAAGGCAAGGGGGGGACUGACCAAGCAGUGAUACUGCUCUCCAAUCCCACAUUCUACAUGAGCAAUGACAUCCCCUACACGUUCCACCAGGACAACAACUUCCUGUACCUUUGUGGAUUCCAGGAGCCCGACAGCAUUCUGGUCCUUCAGAGCCUCCCUGACAAGGAGCUCCCAGCUCACAAGGCUGUGCUCUUUGUUCCCCGGAGGGAUCCCAGCCGAGAGCUCUGGGACGGGCCACGGUCAGGGGCUGACGGAGCAGUGGCUCUCACUGGUGUGGACGAAGCCUUCCCUCUGGAGGAGUUCAAGCAUCUGCUCCCCAAACUGACAGCGGAGACAAGUACAGUGUGGUACGACUGGAAUAAGCCGUCACACUCGCAACUGCAUUGCGACUACAUGCACCCUCUGACCGAAGCCAAAGCCAGGAGCAAGAACAGGGUGAGGACUGUCCAGCACCUGGUGCAGCACCUCAGGCUUAUCAAAUCCCCCGCCGAGAUCGCUCUCCUGCAGGGGGCUGGCCGGCUGACAUCACAGUUUGAAUUUGAGUGCCGGGCUCGGGGUGCAGACAUCUUGGCCUACCCUCCUGUGGUCGCUGGUGGCAACCGGUCUAAUACUUUGCACUACGUAAAGAACAACCAAAUUAUUAAGGAUGGGGAGAUGGUGCUACUGGACGGAGGCUGUGAAUUUUCUGGCUAUGUGAGUGACAUUACCCGAACGUGGCCUGUCAACGGAAGGUUCUCUGCAGCCCAGGCAGAACUCUAUGAAGCUGUGUUGGACAUCCAGAAGGCUUGUCUGGCCCUCUGCUGUCCUGGGACAAGCCUGGAGAACAUCUACAAUCUCAUGCUGAAUCUGAUAGGACAAAAGCUCCAGGAGCUCAGGGUGCUGACAAGACUCAGAGCCGACAACAUCUUUAAGGCCGCUCGGAAAUACUGCCCCCAUCACGUGGGUCAUUACCUUGGCAUGGAUGUCCAUGACACCCCGGAUGUGUCACGCUCACUCCCUCUCCAGCCGGGCAUGGUGGUGACAAUCGAGCCAGGCAUCUAUAUUUCCGAAGAUGACCGUGAUGCCUGUGAGAGGUUCCGAGGCCUCGGCGUGCGCAUCGAGGAUGACGUGCUGGUGACCCAGGACUCGCCACUCAUCCUGUCUGCAGAUUGCCCUAAAGAGCUGCGCCAUAUUGAGCAGAUCUGUGACCGGGGCUCCUGACCGCAGUCCUGAGCCCCCAUAUCCAUGCACACCCACCUCCUCCAGGGUCCCCAUUAUACUGCCUCGCAUCUGCUGGCUCGGGGUGGACAUGCGUGGACACGGGCGUAUACAUGCAGGUCACAGACUUCCUUGCUCAGGAGUUGGCGAACGAGGUCUCGGCCGGACAGCGUCCCUUUAUUCUUGGGAAGCCCGAGGAGGGAAAAGGACGACCUGUAUACACUAUACACGUUCAGUGGCUGGGCAAGUGCAAGUUUUCAGAAUGAAGGGGUGGGGAGGUGCCCCUCUCCCCUUGGCUGUAAUGAAUAAACCGUUUUAAAGGGCAGAAAAAA
Molecule: messenger RNA, 1941 nt
Organism: Monodelphis domestica (gray short-tailed opossum)
Lineage: Eukaryota; Metazoa; Chordata; Mammalia; Didelphimorphia; Didelphidae
Gene: XPNPEP3
Product: X-prolyl aminopeptidase 3
Biological process (GO): proteolysis
Cellular component (GO): mitochondrion
Molecular function (GO): metalloaminopeptidase activity; manganese ion binding
Source: RefSeq, a predicted model, not a curated record